Chinchilla lanigera (long-tailed chinchilla) is the source of this 3402-nucleotide messenger RNA. RefSeq names its product calumenin (gene Calu). The record is from RefSeq and is a predicted model, not a curated record. Gene Ontology annotation, molecular function: calcium ion binding. Bases 108 to 1055 code for a protein of 315 amino acids. The transcript has 7 exons. Gene Ontology annotation, cellular component: endoplasmic reticulum. NCBI's taxonomy places the organism in Eukaryota, Metazoa, Chordata, Mammalia, Rodentia, Chinchillidae.
CAAGAGGCCGCUUCCGGUUGGGCGGUGCUGGAGCGCGUGAGCCGAGCCUUAGGGUGAGCUGCGGCCACGGUACCCUGGGCCGUGCGGACGCCGAGAACGAUCUGAUCAUGGACCUACGACAGUUUCUUAUGUGCCUGUCCCUGUGCACAGCCUUUGCCUUGAGCAAGCCUACAGAAAAGAAGGACCGUGUACAUCAUGAGCCUCAGCUGAGUGACAAAGUUCACGAUGAUGCCCAGAGUUUUGAUUAUGACCAUGAUGCCUUCUUGGGUGCUGAAGAAGCAAAGACUUUUGAUCAGCUCACACCGGAAGAGAGCAAGGAAAGGCUUGGAAAAAUUGUAAGUAAAAUAGAUGGCGACAAGGACGGGUUUGUCACUGUGGAUGAACUCAAAGACUGGAUUAAGUUUGCACAAAAGCGCUGGAUUUACGAGGAUGUAGAACGACAGUGGAAGGGGCAUGACCUCAAUGAGGACGGCCUCGUUUCCUGGGAGGAGUAUAAAAAUGCCACCUACGGCUACGUUUUAGAUGACCCAGACCCUGAUGAUGGAUUUAACUACAAACAGAUGAUGGUAAGAGAUGAGAGGAGGUUUAAGAUGGCGGACAAGGAUGGAGACCUCAUUGCCACAAAGGAGGAGUUCACAGCUUUCCUCCACCCUGAAGAGUACGACUACAUGAAAGACAUAGUAGUGCAGGAAACAAUGGAGGAUAUAGAUAAAAAUGCUGAUGGUUUCAUUGAUCUAGAAGAAUAUAUUGGUGACAUGUACAGCCACGAUGGAAACGCUGAUGAGCCAGAAUGGGUGAAGACAGAGCGAGAACAGUUUGUUGAGUUUCGAGAUAAGAACCGUGAUGGAAAGAUGGACAAGGAAGAGACCAAAGACUGGAUCCUCCCCUCAGACUAUGACCAUGCAGAGGCAGAAGCCAGGCACCUGGUCUAUGAGUCAGACCAAAAUAAGGAUGGCAAGCUUACGAAGGAGGAGAUUGUCGACAAGUACGAUUUAUUUGUGGGCAGCCAGGCCACAGAUUUUGGGGAGGCCUUAGUACGACAUGAUGAGUUCUGAGCUGCAGACAGGAACCCACGUCUCUUCAAAAGUAAUUUAUUUUUACAGCUUCUGGUUUCAUAUGAAAUUGUUUGCGCUACUGAGACUGUUAUUACAAACUUUUAAGACGUGAAAAGGCAUAAUGGAAUAAUGAAAACCAUCCCGUCCCUAUUCCUCCUCCUCCUCGGGACUGGAGGGAAAAUGUGCUUCUGAGGAACAACUCUACUUAGUACACUUGUGUUUGUAGAUCUACACUUUGUAUAAUGUAUAACAUGGUGUGCUUAUUUUUGUAUUUGUUCUCUAGUUGGGAGUAUGAUAUGAAAGAUCAAGAUCCUCAACCCAAACAUGUAGGCAAACAUUAACCUUUACUCUCUCAAUUCCUUAUCAUGUAAUUUUUAUAAUGCUCACUUAACUAAUUUUUUAAGCCUGAGAUCAGUAGGAAUAUGUUCAGGAGAGAAAAAAGGAAAAACAUAUACUCCACAAUUUAUGUUUAGAGAUAUUAAUACUUAAUCUUGCCUGUUGAAAAGUCCAGCAUUUCAAAAGUAGUAGUGGCAACAUACUUCAUUCAGUUGCUGUGGGUCCCACAACUGAUCCUGCUGUUAGCUGGGCAGGGCAGAAAGAUCCGUGUGCUAUAAGAAAGCUUGGACCAACUUGACUUCAUUCUUUUCCCCGAUAGGACUAGCUAUUUGCUAAUUUUGUAAAACACAGCUGUGGUGGGAAGAGUUAGGGCCAGUGACUUGAAAGUCAAUCAGUAGUGAGUGUGAUCUCUUUACACAGCUAUUUCUAGCUCUUAAUAGAGCUGUUUCCAGCUAGGAACGGCUGGAAAACUAAAUGAAAAAUACAAAUGUGGUAAGAGCAUAAAUAUUUUUUUUCUGGGUGUGUAUGUGUCAAAAUGCUCCAAACAUAAUUAUUUGCCUGUUGAAAUCACUGUAAGUGCCACAUCCAGCUCCUCUUCCCCAGGAAUUAAUCUUGGUUUCACUGCAGUUAAAAAAUCACCCCUUUCCAAUCAUGUCAUUGAAAGUGCCUUUAAUGAGAGAAAUAAUCAUUGAAUGAGAAUUUGUGCGAGAAACCUAAGAUAAAAUAGAGUAUUUGGACAAUUUUAUAUGAAAGCUUCGAACAUCUCAAUAUAGUGGAGAUUUUUUUCCUUCCUUUUCUCUUUGGACAGUAGUUAAAUAGGCAGUAUUAGUUACAAACUUGGUUGCAGUGUUCUUAUCUUGCAGGCUGGUUUCCAAAAACCACAUGCUGCUGACUUCACCAGGGAUCCUCAUACCUCAGAAUGCAAACCACUCACUAGCAGGCCCCUGCGUCCGCCAGAGUGCAGUGUGAGCUCAGACGCAAAGGUGGAAGGACCUACAAAGAGAGGGCUCUUUGGUUUGAGGACCAUUGUUCGCCUUUCCUGCCUUUGACCAUCACACCUGUUCCUCCACCCACCCCCACCUGCAAAAGAAAAAGAAAAGUUUAUCAUGGAUCAGCAGCUGGCCAGUCCCUAGCAAAGAGUAGGAUCUCAUAGAAGGAGCUGAAGAAACCGCCCUGUUUCUAAACUCCCUUUUACCCACAUUUUAUGUAACAUGAACUUUGUCCAUUCUGGUCCCUUUCUUACCAGUGGGCCUCUUUUGAGAAGAAUUAUUGUAUUCCAAGUCUUUAGCCCUCAGGUUACUAAGAUAAAUAUGUGUAUAUAACCUUUAUUAUUUCCUAUAUCGUGGAUAAUACAUUCAGGUGGUGCUGGGUGAUGAUUAGUUCUGAACCUAGGUGUAUCAUCUGGUCUUCCAGUCCUGUUGAGGUAGGCUGCUCGGUGUGGUGAAGAGCCAGUGUCGUGUCACUUCACCCAGCCUUUGCAUUGAGCUCUUGAUAGUGGAUGCAGUCUUCAGGUUUAACUCCAGCAAAGGGUCAUGGACUUGCUCCACCCUCACAGAUCUCCCUUUUUUUUUUUUUUUUUUUGUUGAGAAGACCAGAGAUAAUUAACAUUGCCACCAACCAUGGCUUAGAGAGGGCACAUCAUGAACGACUGUGUGGCAAGACAACCUUGCAGCUCACUAGGUGCAAAGAGCCCAGGCUUGGUGUGAAAAUCACAAUUUAGUAAACCAUAGUCUGCUAGGAUGGCAGCUUUUGGAUGUGGAGGACUUAGCAGCAAGCAUUAUAGUCUCUGUGAACCCCUUGGGGUUUUGGGUGUUUUUUGUUGUUUUUGGUAUAAAUCAAGCCUGAGGUGGGUAAACUAUAGCUGCACACCCAUAGUGUGUUCUGUGAGUGCUAGCUCUCUUGAAUUUGGAUAUUGGUUAUUUUUUAUAGAGUGUAAACCAAGUUUUAUAUUCUAUAAUGAAAACAGGUACCUAUCUGUUUCUAAAUAAAAUUAUUUACAUUUGUCGUGGGA